Messenger RNA from Hippoglossus stenolepis (Pacific halibut), 2385 nucleotides. RefSeq names its product histone-binding protein RBBP7. The record is from RefSeq and is a predicted model, not a curated record. The coding region runs from base 147 to 1430 and encodes 427 amino acids. Gene Ontology annotation, biological process: regulation of gene expression. Lineage: Eukaryota; Metazoa; Chordata; Actinopteri; Pleuronectiformes; Pleuronectidae. Gene Ontology annotation, cellular component: ESC/E(Z) complex; NuRD complex; nucleus. Gene Ontology annotation, molecular function: histone binding. The transcript has 12 exons.
ACUGGCGCAUGCGCGGUGUGCGCAUAGUGAUUCGGCGGUGAAAAGGAACAAGCAAAGCACUGCCGGGCAGCGCAUCAGCAGCAAGAACCGAAUCAACGUUCACCCACUUCCUUUGCCUUCGAGCGUCGUGACACAGAGUUCGGAACAUGGCGGAUAAAGAGGUUUAUGAUGAUGCAGUGGAAGAAAGGGUCAUCAAUGAAGAGUACAAGAUCUGGAAGAAAAACACGCCUUUCUUGUACGACCUGGUGAUGACUCAUGCACUUGAGUGGCCCAGCCUCACUGUCCAGUGGCUCCCAGAUGUCCGCAGGCCAGAGGGGAAGGACUACGCUGUCCACAGGCUGGUUUUAGGGACCCAUACAUCAGAUGAGCAGAACCACCUUGUGAUUGCCAGUGUCCAAGUGCCAAAUGAUGAUGCCCAGCUUGAUGCUUCACACUAUGACAGCGAGAAAGGAGCAGAGUUUGGUGGAUUUGGUUCAGUAAGUGGAAAAAUAGAGAUCGAGAUCAAAAUCAACCACGAGGGAGAGGUGAACCGAGCCCGCUACAUGCCCCAGAACCCCUUCAUCAUUGCCACCAAGACUCCCACGUGUGAUGUUUUGGUCUUUGACUACACGAAGCACCCGCCUAAGCCAGAUCCCAGUGGGGAAUGUAUUCCUGACAUGAGACUGAAAGGUCACCAGAAAGAAGGGUAUGGUCUUUCUUGGAAUCCCAACCUCAGCGGCAACCUUCUCAGUGCCUCUGAUGACCAUACCAUCUGUCUAUGGGACAUCGGUGCUGGCCCAAAGGAAGGGAAGGUUGUUGAUGCCAAAACCAUCUUCACAGGCCACACAGCAGUGGUGGAAGAUGUUUCCUGGCAUUUGCUCCAUGAAUCCCUGUUUGGCUCAGUGGCCGACGACCAGAAGCUUAUGAUAUGGGACACACGGUCCAAUAACACAUCCAAAGCCAGCCACGCGGUGGAUGCUCACACUGCUGAAGUCAACUGUCUGAGCUUCAACCCAUACAGCGAGUUCAUUCUUGCCACUGGUUCUGCUGAUAAGACUGUUGCACUGUGGGAUCUCAGGAACCUCAAACUGAAGCUACACUCGUUUGAGUCCCACAAAGAUGAAAUCUUCCAGGUACAAUGGUCUCCUCACAAUGAGACCAUCUUGGCCUCCAGUGGCACCGACCGGCGUCUCAACGUCUGGGAUCUCAGUAAAAUUGGGGAGGAGCAGUCGGCAGAAGAUGCAGAGGAUGGCCCACCAGAGCUGCUGUUCAUCCACGGAGGCCACACCGCCAAGAUCUCCGACUUCUCCUGGAACCCCAACGAACCCUGGGUUAUUUGCUCUGUGUCCGAGGACAACAUCAUGCAAGUCUGGCAGAUGGCAGAGAACAUCUACAAUGAUGAGGAACCAGACAACACCCCUGCAUCAGAGCUGGAGGCUCAGGGAUCUUAACCCAGUGCUGCACCAAUCUCUCUCGAGGCACGACCCCUCCUCCAAACCUGGCCCCACCUGACGCCCUCUUCUCUACUUCACUCAAGUGCAAAAUGAAAACGUCUGCUCUCCACAUGAAUGGACAGUGUGGAUUCAGAGACAUUGUGGACUUGUUAACAGACAGAUGGAUUCAGUCGGUCUUCUUUACUCUGCACCAUGGCUCAGGUACUCUGAAGCAGGCCAACAUCCGACCAUUUCGGUACCAUCUCCAGUGUCUGGGGAUCUGGUGGUGAAGGUGCUUUGAGCAUAAAACUGUCAUGUGCCAGUCAUUGAGAGCCGUUAAUCUGUUCAUGUCAGAGGGCUCAUGCAAAGAAAAGUGUCAUUUUACAUUUGGAUCAUGAAUAUCUAGGAAACCAGUAAACAGGCUCCCUGAAGAUAGAAAUAUGUAGUAGAACCUGCACAAUAGAUGAGUACCUGACCUCCAUCCCUCUGAACUCUGAGUGUUCAGCAGCUUUUCUUAAUGUUCCACCUGAGUUAUUGUUGGCUGUUAUUUUUCUUGCAUUUAGCUGACGCAUCACUGUCUUGUGAAGAAACAUUCCGUUUUUCUCCUAUAGGUUCGUAAACUGCUAAGUUGGUGUCUCGAGUGAAAGGUGUGGGACUUGACAAGUGUACCUUUCUUUCCUCUUCUCUUGUUACAUGAUAAAUGACCCUGUUUUGUGUCCUGAACCUGAAAUCACAAUAAGACUUUUGUAACUUUUUUAAAGCCAGUUUCGCAUUCAUUUACAGUUCCAAUUUGACUAAGGCAGAACAAUCUUCACUCCUCUGAUUCCUUAGCUAAAGGAAAUAAAUCCAUAGUAAAGAGCAAGUGCAAAUUCUACAAAAUGUUUAUUGAAAAGAAAGACAGGACUAUAAGAACAUUGUACAAUCAAAGAGAGGGUGUGGGCUUUUUCAGUAAAAAUAAAGCCCUCUGAAGCUG